This is a messenger RNA of Microthlaspi erraticum, 1989 nucleotides long. The record is from the annotation of a GenBank genome assembly. Lineage: Eukaryota; Viridiplantae; Streptophyta; Magnoliopsida; Brassicales; Brassicaceae.
AUGGGCCACCACCUCCACCACCACGACGGUGGCGAUGGCGUCCCACAACAUGUCAAUAGCCCACGAUUCUCCGGUCCCAUGACACGUCGUGCUCAAUCCUUCAAACGCGGCGGCUCCGGAGGCGGCAGCAGCAACAACAACAACAGCAACACUCACGUCGUCGGCGGCGGCGAUAAUAAUAACACCAGCUCGAGCGCGAACAAUCACUCCUCCACCUUGAGAGUUCACCACGAGAUCGAUGUACUGCUUAACUCGCCGAGAUCAGAGAUCGUUUCCGGUCCGGGCUCAGAUCCGAGCACUGUGUUUGAUUCGGCGAUCAAUAGAAAGCACCAGACGUAUGGUCAGUUGCGGGAGAGAGUUGUGAAAGGUUUAUUGAGGAAGCCGAUGGGAUCGGUGGUUUCGGAAUUCAGCUUGAGAGAGAGGAAGAAGCUUGGGCAUUGGAUGUUCUUCGUCUUCUGUGGUGUGUGUUUGUUUAUGGGCGUUUUUAAGAUUUGUGCUACUGGUUGGUUUGGAUCUGCCAUUGAUGGUGCAGCCUCUGAUCAGGAUUUACCCAAUUCGAUUCCUCGAGUAAAUCUACUAGAUCAUAGCUCUCAUGAUUAUAUCUAUAAAGAUGGAGGAAACGAUGUUGAUCCAAGUUUGGUUACGGUUGCUUCAGGCGUGAUGGAUGGUGAACAACACAGUGUGGUUGAAUAUUCAGGUGUGUGGGCAAAACCUGAGAGUGGGAAUUUCUCGCAGUGCAUUGACAGUUUAAGGAGUCGUAAAAAGUUAGCUGCUAAUACGAAUGGGUACCUUCUCAUAAAUGCAAAUGGAGGACUAAACCAAAUGAGAUUUGGGAUAUGUGAUAUGGUUGCUGUGGCUAAAAUCAUGAAGGCAACUUUGGUUCUUCCCUCACUUGAUCACAGCUCUUAUUGGGCAGAUGACAGUGGCUUUAAGGAUCUGUUUGAUUGGCAACACUUCAUUGAGGAGUUGAAGAAUGAUAUUCACAUAGUCGAGAUGCUGCCAUCAGAAUUAGCUGGAAUCGAUCCUUUUGUUAAGACACCCAUAUCAUGGUCUAAGGUUGGUUACUACAAGAAAGAAGUCCUUCCGUUGUUGAAACAGCAUAUCGUAAUGUACUUAACUCACACUGAUUCCCGGCUCGCCAACAACGACCUGCCUGAUUCUGUACAAAAGCUUCGUUGCCGAGUAAACUACAGAGCGCUGAAAUAUUCUGCUCCAAUAGAGGAACUUGGAAACGUUCUAGUUUCUAGAAUGAGGCAGGACAGAGGUCCAUACCUUGCUCUUCAUUUAAGGUAUGAGAAGGAUAUGUUGGCUUUCACAGGCUGCAGUCAUAGUUUGACAGCUGAAGAAGACGAAGAAUUACGGCAGAUGCGGUAUGAGGUUAGUCACUGGAAAGAGAAAGAAAUAAACGGAACAGAGAGGAGAUUGCAAGGUGGUUGUCCCUUGACUCCUAGAGAAACCUCGCUUUUGCUGAGGGCUUUGGAUUUCCCGUCCAGCUCUCGGAUCUACCUCGUAGCCGGUGAUGCUUACGGAAACGGAAGCAUGGAUCCUCUCAACACAGACUUCCCCAACAUCUUCUCACACUCAACUCUUGCCACUAAAGAAGAGCUGAGUCCGUUUAAUAAUCACCAGAACAUGUUGGCUGGUUUGGAUUACAUCGUUGCACUUCAGAGCGAAGUGUUUCUCUACACUUACGAUGGGAACAUGGCGAAAGCGGUUCAAGGUCACAGGCGAUUCGAGAACUUCAAAAAGACCAUAAAUCCAGACAAGAUGAGCUUUGUGAAACUUGUUGAUGCAUUGGACGAGGGAAGAAUUUCGUGGAAAAAGUUCAGUUCCAAAGUGAAAAAGCUGCACAAAGACAGAAAUGGAGCUCCGUAUAACAGAGAAUCCGGCGAGUUCCCGAAGCUGGAAGAGAGUUUCUACGCGAAUCCUCUUCCCGGAUGUAUCUGCGAAGAGACUGAAGAAGAAGAUAAUAGUAUGCGACGGAUAUAA